UUGGUGGAGAUCUCUAUUGGUGGACCCUGAAAAUAACUAAGGAAGUUGUUGCUAUGGGGACUGGAACUAAAUGCAUUGGCCAUACAAGAAUGAGGAAAACUGGGGAUAUUCUCAACGACAGUCAUGCUGAAGUCAUUGCCAAGAGGAGUUUCCAGAGGUAUCUCAUCCACCAGCUGUGGCUGGCAGUCUCACACCAACAGGGCAGCAUCUUCAGCCCAGGGACUGAGAUUGGGAAAUGGAAACUCAAACCACACAUCACCUUUAUUUUUUUCUGCAGCCAUACCCCUUGUGGAGAUGCCUCCAUUAUUCCAAUGACCAAACCAGAGGACCAGCCUUGUGAGCUGGUUAGUAGAAAAGAUCCAACAAGUCAUUCAGCAGAUUUCAGUGGCAACCAUGAUCCUGUGGGUCCAGAAAAUAAAAGGAAAACAGAGGAAACUGCAAGUGAUCAUGUGACCAAGAGAAUGAAAACUGUCAUCAGUGAUUCUGCAUGUGAGGUCACUGAGAGAAUAGCUGUGCAGUAUGUUCCUGGCAAUCAACAAAACGUUCAAGACACAGAUACCAGCCGCUCUGAAUUUAUUACAGAUGGACAAAGAGAGAUCUUAACGUGUGCUAAGGAGACCGGACUAAUAGGAGCGACAGUGAUAGAUGUUUAUAGAACCGGAGCAAAGUGUGUGCUGGGAGAGAGGGAUGAUGCUCGGAGACCAGGGGUAGAAUAUCAUCAUGUUGGGUUACUACGAGUGAAGCCAGGCCGUGGAGACAGGACCUGCUCCAUGUCCUGCAGUGAUAAACUAGCUCGCUGGAAUGUACUGGGCUGUCAAGGAGCCCUCUUGAUGCAUUUCCUACAGCACCCAGUGUAUCUCUCAGCGAUUGUAGUGGGGAAAUGCCCAUAUAGCCAAGAGGUCAUGCAGAGAGCAGUUAUUGAAAGGUGUCAGCACAUGUCAUUUUUACCUGAUGGUUUCCAUGUUCAAGAGGUGAAAAUGUUGCAGUCAAAUCUUCAGUUUAAACAUAGCCACCAUGCAAUUCAGACAGCUCACGCUAAUGGCAAAGCAAAGCUUGUUCCUUGUGGUGCAGCUAUCAGCUGGAGUGCUGUCCCUGAGCAACCUCUAGAUGUCACCUCAAAUGGCUUCAAGCAGGGAACAACAAAGAAAGGAAUCGGAAGUCGCCAGACCAGGGAGAAGAAGUUGGAGACCUACUGUGAGUACAAGGAAGCUGCAGCAAACUAUCAAGAAGCUUGGAAAGUGCUGCGUAGCCAGGCCUUAGGAGCCUGGGUCAAGAAUACCAAGGAUUACCUGCAGUUUACAUAAAAUGGCAGCUGUGUGAGCCCAGCAUUGAUGGAGCCUUCAGACACAGAGUGGGAGAUGUUCCUUUAGAAUGUGAGCCAAAUUCUGGCUGUCACUUGAAGGCAGCACCUUGUCUCUAAGGCCCAACUGUUUAAAGGGAUUUGAGUCAUUGCAAUGAUUCACUGACUUAGGCGACUAAAUCCCAUUUUCCAAGGGAGCAUGGGAUUUAGGCUGAGCACAGCAACACCUCAGCACCUUUAAAAAUCUUAGCCUGAGCUCUGAGGGAGGGGGAUAGAAAAGGGAACUUGUUAUGGCUGCUUGUUUAUGUCAUUCUUUAUGAAAAAUAAAUUAGACCCCAGUGGGCUUGGGUGGUCAUUUCUGAGCUGCAUGUACCAUGGCAUAUGUCAAGGCUGAAUCCCCAUUCUGGCACUUCAAGUGCAGAAGGUGGGGCCCGCAAGGAUUUUAAAAAUUAAUA
Messenger RNA from Chelonoidis abingdonii (Abingdon island giant tortoise), 1755 nucleotides. RefSeq names its product adenosine deaminase tRNA specific 1 (gene ADAT1). The record is from RefSeq and is a predicted model, not a curated record. NCBI's taxonomy places the organism in Eukaryota, Metazoa, Chordata, Testudines, Testudinidae. Gene Ontology annotation, molecular function: tRNA-specific adenosine deaminase activity; adenosine deaminase activity; RNA binding. Gene Ontology annotation, biological process: tRNA processing.